AUGCAACGUUCCCAGAUUCCAAAUGGUGGUCAUAAGCACCUACAUAUCCACAGAUACGACAGCUCAAAGACGACGAGCUCAGUGAAUUAUGUCCCUCUCACAACAACGUCGCCUGCUAGCAGUUACUGGGGCAUCGACCAAUCUAUUGCCUACGGUAACUCCACCAUUUUGUCCGAGACUGCUGGUAUUGUUGACACUGGCACGACCCUCAUUUUUAUCGCCACUGACGCAUUCAACCAGUACAAGUCUGCCACUGGUGCUACGAUGGAUCAGAACACCGGUUUCUUGAUGAUCACAUCUGAUCAGUAUGCUAAGCUGCAAACCCUGACCUUCAACAUUGGCGGGAGUUCCUACGACCUCACCCCCGACGCCCAAAUCUGGCCCCAUUCCUUCAACACUGAGAUCGGCGGUAGCAGCAGCAGCAUCUAUCUUAUCGUUGCUGAUAUCGGUAGCAACUCUGGCAGUGGCUUCGACUUCGUCAACAGUUACUCAUUCCUUCAACGCUUCUACUCCGUAUUCGACACCACCGACCACCGAGUCGGCUUCGCGACCACUUCGUAUACCGAUGCGGUCAUUAACUAA
Messenger RNA from Suillus paluster, 582 nucleotides. Its product is annotated as aspartic peptidase domain-containing protein. The record is from RefSeq and is a predicted model, not a curated record. The transcript has 3 exons. Gene Ontology annotation, biological process: proteolysis. NCBI's taxonomy places the organism in Eukaryota, Fungi, Basidiomycota, Agaricomycetes, Boletales, Suillaceae. Gene Ontology annotation, molecular function: aspartic-type endopeptidase activity. Bases 1 to 582 code for a protein of 193 amino acids.